This is a messenger RNA of Fonticula alba, 3875 nucleotides long. RefSeq lists its product as hypothetical. Gene Ontology annotation, biological process: peptide catabolic process. The record is from RefSeq and is a predicted model, not a curated record. Bases 48 to 3833 code for a protein of 1261 amino acids. Gene Ontology annotation, molecular function: metalloendopeptidase activity; metal ion binding. NCBI's taxonomy places the organism in Eukaryota, Rotosphaerida, Fonticulaceae. Gene Ontology annotation, cellular component: mitochondrion; cytosol. The transcript has 15 exons.
UGUGUGUUCCCCCUCUUAUCCGUGCCUUUUGGCCGACCUCGGCGCCAAUGCAUGUGCCCGUCCUUGCGAAGGACUCCCCGGCGAUAGCACCACCCCCGCAAGCGCUGUGCCCUUCCAACACCACCUCCCUGCCAGUGGCCGAUCCACAGAGACCCAGGCCGGGUCGGCAUCGGCAUCGGCGUCCUGCGACAGCCGUCCUAGUCUCUAGCAUUGGGUUGCUGGUGCUGUCGCUUGUCGCAUUGUCAGCGGCUGCUGCUCACUCAGGCCUUUCCUUCUUCUCCUCCACGGAGAGCUCCCCACUCGGCUGCCUGCACGACACCACCUGCGGCGGCAUGCUCACUCACCUCGCGGCCUCUGGUUCCUGGAUCCCGCGGUCAGGCCUCCAUCGGCUCUCAGCCUCCCCUUCGGUGGUGUUUCUCACGCACCGCGAUCGCCGGGCCACGCACACGGCUCCUCGGCUGCAAUUCAGCCCCUUUUCUUCGGUGUCCGGGUCUGGCUCCGGUAGCUCGGCCGCUUCGUCCUCCUUUUCCGCCGGCUCCUCCUCGUCCUCCUCGGCUGCCAUGUCUGCUGCCUCGGACUCCGGGUCCUGCCCUUCGGGCAUCCUCCAGCCGCUGACCGAUGAGCGCCUGUACCGGUACCUGACCUUGCCGUCGAACUCCCUUCGUGCGGUCCUCGUCAGUGACCCGUCGGCCGAUCGCGCGGCCGUGGCCAUGGACGUGCAUGUCGGGAGUCUGGCCGACCCGGUGACCAUCCCCGGGCUGGCGCACUUCCUGGAGCACAUGCUUUUCCUCGGCACCGAGAAGUUCCCCGACGAGAGCGCCUACUCCGACUACCUGGCCAAGCAUGGCGGCUCCUCCAAUGCCUAUACCGCCCUUGAGCAUACCAACUACCACCUGGACGUUGCGCCCACCCACCUGGAGGGGGCCAUCGAUCGCUUUGCCCAGUUCUUCACGUCGCCGCUGUUCAGCGCCUCCGGCACCGAGCGCGAGCUGCUGGCCGUCGAGUCUGAGAACCAGAAGAACCUCCAGUCCGAUGCCUGGAGGCAGUUCCAGCUCGAGCGGUCCCUGGCCAGCCCGGACCAUCCCUACUUCAAGUUCAGCACCGGCAACCGGGCCACUCUGAGCGUGGUCCCGCAGUCGCAGCAAAUCGACACCCGGGCCGAGCUGCUGUCCUUCUACGCCAAGCACUACAGCUCGGACCUGAUGUCCCUCUGCAUCGUCGGCUCCAACUCUCUGGAUGAGCUUGAGGAUUGGACUCGCAAGUACUUCAGUGGCGUGCCCAAGCGCGAGUCCUCCUCGCGGCCGAUCUAUGACCCGGAGCCGUACCCCGCCUCUCACCUGAUGCGUAAGGUUCGUGUUGUGCCGGUCAAUGACCAGCGCACCAUGCGCAUCAACUGGCCCACCUUCCCGCCCACCACGGCCGAGAACUAUGGUGCCCGGCAUUCGUGGUACAUCUCCCACCUGCUUGGCCACGAGGGCCCCGGCAGUGCGCUGGCUCUGCUCAUGGAGAAGGGUUAUGCCACCAGCCUGAGCUCUGGCUCCAGCAGCUCCAGCAGCUCUUUCGACAUUCUGAGCAUGAGCAUUGAGCUCACUCCCUCGGGUCUCGAGAAUGCCGACGAGGUGGCCGGGAUCAUCUUUGACUAUGUGUCGUUGCUGCAGCGCUCCGGCCCGCAGGCCUGGAUUUGGGAUGAGAACAAGCUCCUGGCCGACAUGCAGUUCAAGUUCCUCGAGCCGCAGAACCCGAUGUCUCACGCGAUUGCCACUACCUCCGGCAUGCAAAUCUACCAGCCGGAGGAUGUGGUCGCUGGCCCCUACAUCCACAAGGCCUAUGACCCGGAGCUCAUCACUCGCGCCCUGGAGUCGCUGUCCCCCCGGAAGGCCAUCAUCUUCCUGGUCAGCUCGGACUUCGCCGAUGAGGCGAGCGCCGCCCUGUCGGCCUCGGAGUCCGAGGGCACCAGUGGCACCUCCACCCCGACGCCCGUGGGUCCCGGCACCUGGCACAAGGAGCGCUGGUACGGUACCCAGCACUCGGUUGAGCCCUUCUCGGAGAGCCUGCUUGCUCGCCUGGAGUCCACCACUCCCAACCCUGGGCUCGCGCUGCCGGAGCCGAAUGCAUUCAUCCCGACCAACUUCGACAUCCUCGAGCCGACGACCAGCAGUGAGAUGACCAUGUACCCGACCCUGGUGCUGGACACGCCACGCAACCGGCUCUGGUACAAGAAGGAUAACACCUUCAACAUUCCGAAGGCCUCGGCGAGCUUCAUGAUCCGCACGCCGCUGAACUAUGCGACCCCGCGCUUUGCCGUGGCCACGUCGCUGCUGACGCAGCUGAUCCGCGAUGAUCUGACCACCUUCUCGUACAGCGCCUCCCUGGCAGGCCUGGACUACAAGUUCGACAACAAGCUGGACUUCCUGGAGCUCAACCUCUCGGGCUACAACGACCGGCAGCUGGUCUUCCUGGAGUCGAUCCUCGACCGGAUUGUCAACUUCAAGAUCAACCCCGAGCGCUUUGUCGUCCUCAAGGAGCGCCUCAACCGGGCGCUCAUCAAUGCCAGCCGCACCCACCCGUACAUGCUGGCCUUCCGGGAGACCUCGCGCGCUCUGCACAAGAUCCAGUUCAGCGACCACCAGCUGCGCGCGGCCCUCAUCGGCGGCGAGGAGUACCGCGCCGUGGAGAGCAACAUCCCCAGCGAGGUGGACCUCACUGAGCCGGGCAUCACCUUCGAGUUCAUCUCGUCCCUCCUGCCGCAGCUGCUGAAGACCUUCUGCAUUGACGGGCUGAUCAUCGGCAACCAUUCGACCGAGUCGGCGGUGGCCAUGGCCAAGCUGGUGGAGGACAAGUUGCUGUCGGUGAAUGCCGGUGCCCCGGACGCCGGGGAGGCGUACCCCCGGCCGCCGGCCCGCACGCAGCUCAUCCUGCCCAAGGCCGCGCACUAUGCGCUGCUGCAGCCGCUGGCCGACAAGUCCGAGACCAACUCGGCCCUGCUGACCACCUACAAUUUCGGGCCCUCCAGCACGGAUGACCAGUCGCUCCGGCUGCGAGCGGCCAUCCUGGUCAUCGCGCAGAUCAUCAAGUCGCCGGCCUUCAACCAGCUCCGCACCAAGGAGCAGCUGGGGUAUGUGGUGCACUCGGAUGUGUCCUUUGGGUCUGGCUCGGCCGGGCUGAAGAUCCUGGUGCAGAGCGCCGUCCGGACCCCGGGCUACAUCGGGUCCCGGGUGCGUGCCUUCAUGCGCCGGGCCCUGGUCACGGAGUUUGAGACCCUCUCGGAUGAGUCCUUCCAGGCAUACGUCGACGCGGUUAAGGCCCUGGUGGCCGAGAAGGACAAGCGCCUCGGCCAGGAGGCCGCCCGCUGGUGGAGCUCCAUCGUCGCGGGGCACACCUUCUUCGACCAGGUCGAUCACCUCCUUGCGGCUCUUGACUCGGUCACCAAGGAGGAGGUGACCUCUCUCUUCCGCACCAACGUCGUGGAGGCCGACUCCUCCAGCUCGUUGACCAUCGCCAUGGUCAGCCAUGUGGACCCGGUCCCGGUGGUGGCCACGCCGACCUCCUCCACCUCCGGCGACCUGGCCAGCCCGCGUGCCGAUGGCGACGAGGCGCCCGUCGAGGCCGCCCACAGCUCCGUUCCCUCGUCGACCGGAGCAUCGACCACCUCCCCGACGCUGGCUGAUGCGUAUGUCGAGCCGGAGGAGGACCCCUCGGUGUCGGCGCUGGGCGAGGAAAUCACCGACCUGUCGAAGUUCCGCACCCGGUUCCCGGUGUACCAGCCCCCGGCCCCUCGGUCCCCGGGGCUGGUGCUGCUGGAGAAGUACCGCACCACGGCCACCUCUCAGUAGUGGGGCUGCGCACUGCUGCGGGCAGGGGGGGGGGGGGGGGCA